UUCUGACACGAAAAGGUCAUUAUUUUGGCUCUAUAGCAUUCCCCAUUGACUGUAGCAUUAUGCUCAUUCUUGGUCGCACAAUGGCAAAACGGUAUGAAAUUUGCGCGAACAACCUUGAAGAGAUGUAAGAGCAGCAUGCAAAGACAUCAACAAAAGGCAAACGACAUGUGAACUAGUAAGCAAUAAAAUACGAAAAAAGCAAUAAAAAGGAAAACAAAAAAGGAAGGGGAGAAGAAAAGUAGACGCCCCGCAAGUCUCAGCGUGUAAAAGAGACACUUGUAGAAAGUGUGAAGAGAGAGUGAGCAACGGCGUUGACAGCUUGUGAUGCCACCACAAUACUAUACAUAUAUAUACGAACUGAUAAUUGACAAUACGUACAACAACAACAAGUGCACAAGAAUAGAAAAUUUUUCGGGAUAAAAAGUGAGCAGGCAAAUAGCGGAAAUGAAUAGAAUCGGAAGCAAAAGCACAAUUAAAUUUCCUCACAACAAAAUCCCAAGUAAUCAGUGCAGAAUGUAAUGAAAAAGUGUUACAUACAAAUAAAGAAAUCCAAAUUAAAAGCGCUGCAGAAGCUCAUUAAAGCAAUCUUUUGAGUGAAAGAUUUAUGCGAAAUAUUUUUCCCCAUUUUUUUUUUUUGUAGUGUAUGCAUGUAGUGGGAGUAUAGUGUGAAGUGUUGUUAUGCGUAAGAAGCUUUAAAUUCACCUUUCUCUAAUCAGCCAGCUAGCUUUUGAAAGAAAAUCUAACUUCCAGCGUUUCCUCUUAAAAAUAACGUUAAUCUCAGAUUUACUUGUCUUCGCUUGAAGCAGGAAAAUCAAAUAAGUUUAUACAAAGUAAUUUAAAUUUGAAAUUGUGCAGUUAUUAAGCCCACAGACACGUUUAACGAACGCUUUAUAAAACUUUGAAAACAUAAGCGCACUUAAGCUCAGUCGACAAGCUUACAGAGUUAAAUCAAAUAAUAGCAGUUACUGCUGAUAGUUGGUUGCCCAAGCAGCCGUGUGUGUAAGCAUUUGGCGAGCAUCUACAGUUGCCGUCGUCAGCCGUAUUCAGAAUGACCGACUUGGAACGCAUAAGACUGGCUAUGCUGGGCGGUGCUGGUGUGGGCAAAAGUUCCAUCAUCAAACGUUUCCUCUUCAAGACCUAUACGGACAAAUAUCGUGCCACGGUCGAGGAUCUCUUUAGUCGGGAAUAUGAUUUGGGCGGCGUCACACUGAAGGUUGACAUUUUAGACACUUCCGGUGAUAUGGAACUUUCCGCUAUGCGCCGCCUGUCCAUUGCCACCGCCCACGCUUUCAUGCUGGUCUAUGCGUCUACGUCAGCGUCGAGUUUUCAAUGUGUCAAACAGUGUUUUCAGGAGAUACGUGAGCAGCGGGCCGACUAUCAGAAUAUUCCCAUUGUUAUCGCCGGCAAUAAAUCUGAUUUGGCCAACACACACCGAGAGGUGCGACUGGAAGAAGUCACGGACUGGGUCUACUGUGAAUUGCCGCGACUAAGAGCGAAAGUGCUGGAGUGCUCUGCCAAGGAGGAUCAAAACGUGACUGACCUGUUCAAAACGCUGCUGUCUCUAUCGCGAUUUCUGCCCGUCGGGAGCAAUAAUGACGGCACAAGUGGACUCAAGCGACGCUCUUCGGCAUAUGUUAGCGCAUCGUCAAGUAGAAACAAGAAUCGCAAUGCUAGUCCUUCCGUUUCGGGUGGUAAAAAAUCCAGCUUAGUGGAAGCUGUGGACCCAGCCACAAGCUGUGGCGAUGCCAAGCUGAAGCCCAGAUCUAGGUCACUCAUACGCCGUGUUUCACGCAAAACCAAACAGCAAAUCCACAACGCGUCCGAUGACUGUAAUUUGCAAUAAUGCAGCGGAAGAAGAAUUGCAACGCCAGUUAUAAAAGUUUAGCUUGGGCGAAGCUGUUGAUCCAGCCACCAGUAGCGGCGAUGCCAAAUCAAAGCUAAGUUUUAGAUUCAUACACAUAUUCCUCUUACUUUGGUUGGAUGCUCAUCAAAUGAAUGACUUAGAUAUAAGAAAUGUUCUGCUAAUUGCAGGUCACUCGAACGCCAUGUCUCAUGAAAAAUCAAACAGCAAAUCAACAACACGCUUUAUAAUUGUAAUUUGCAAAGCAGCGGAGGAAGUAGACAUGAUUGGUUGAAAGUUGUUGGAGCGGCGCAAGCAAAUAAA
Messenger RNA from Bactrocera tryoni, 2164 nucleotides. RefSeq names its product GTP-binding protein Di-Ras2-like. Lineage: Eukaryota; Metazoa; Arthropoda; Insecta; Diptera; Tephritidae. Gene Ontology annotation, molecular function: GTP binding; GTPase activity. The record is from RefSeq and is a predicted model, not a curated record. The coding region runs from base 1049 to 1843 and encodes 264 amino acids. The transcript is spliced from 8 exons.